Messenger RNA from Brassica oleracea var. oleracea, 2128 nucleotides. RefSeq lists its product as uncharacterized. Gene Ontology annotation, molecular function: deoxynucleoside kinase activity. Gene Ontology annotation, cellular component: cytoplasm. The record is from RefSeq and is a predicted model, not a curated record. NCBI's taxonomy places the organism in Eukaryota, Viridiplantae, Streptophyta, Magnoliopsida, Brassicales, Brassicaceae. Bases 172 to 1908 code for a protein of 578 amino acids. The transcript has 4 exons.
UCUUCCUGCUUCCUGUCCUCUGUCAAAACCCACACGAAAGCUCUCUCUCUCUCUCUCUCUUUUCUCUGAAACUAGGGUUUCUCGAUUCACCCUAUCCGCUUUCUUUCGUUACCAUAGUUUCAACUACAAGUGAAAGCAGCUACGGGUGUGAAAUGCUCGGGUAACGAAACGAUGCAGAAGAUUCUGUACAAGACUACAACCUGCUCAACCCCUGUUCUCUCUGCUCCGGUUACCUCCUUCGCCGGCAGUCUUAUCUCUACAAAACCCAUCGCCAUACCUAGUCUCCUCUCUCGAAGGUUUAAGACCUCCUUCAAAAACCCAUCUCUCUGUUCCACCCUCAUCCCUUUCUCUACCUCCACUAUGCCGACAACGACAUGCUCUGUUUCUACAAACGGUGCCGUUUUCUCCGGGAUUUUGCAGAAAGCCCGUGUCCGCAGAGCGGCAAAGGCGUCGUCUUUACGGUUCUCAACCUCUUACCGGUGCUCAAUCGACGGUAGGAUCAGUAGUAGGAGUCGAGCUUGGGCUGGUCAAAGUCGGUUGUUCCACUCCGAUUCUAACGGCGGUUUGAGCUCUGUUAAUGCUUCCGCUGCGGUGGUUAAGAGUGCUGGAGACGACUCUGACGAAGAAGAAGAUGAAAAGCCAGUAAGGAUGAGCCGUCGAAAUAGACGGAGCUCUAACGGAAGCUGUGACGGCAAUCCAGAUUUACUCAAGAUUCCUGGCGUGGGUCUGAGAAACCAGAGGAAGCUUGUUGAUAACGGUAUCGGAGAUGUCGCAGAGCUCAAGAAGCUCUACAAAGAUAAGUUCUGGAAGGCAAGCGACAAGAUGGUUGACUACCUUCGUAGCUCUGUUGGGAUUAUUCACAGGAACCACGCCGAGAGCAUCACAACGUUCAUCAAAGAAAGCGUAGACUCAGAGCUCAAGGACCCUAAUACGAACCCCAAGAAGCGUUUGACGUUCUGUGUUGAAGGGAACAUUAGCGUAGGCAAAUCAACUUUCCUCCAGAGGAUAGCGAACGAGACCAUCGAGCUGCGUGACCUUGUUGAGAUAGUUCCCGAGCCGGUUGAUAAGUGGCAAGACGUUGGACCUGACCACUUCAAUAUACUGGACGCUUUCUACUCAGAGCCGCAGAGGUACGCUUACACUUUCCAGAACUACGUGUUCGUCACGCGCCUGAUGCAGGAGAAAGAGUCUGCUUCUGGGGUUAAGCCUCUUAGGCUGAUGGAGAGGAGCGUCUUCAGUGACAGAAUGGUGUUUGUGCGAGCUGUUCAUGAGGCGAAGUGGAUGAACGAGAUGGAGAUAAGCAUCUACGACUCUUGGUUUGAUCCUGUGGUCUCUGCUUUGCCUGGGCUUGUUCCUGAUGGGUUUAUAUACUUGAGGGCGAGUCCAGACACUUGCCACAAGCGGAUGAUGCUGAGGAAACGAGCGGAAGAAGGUGGAGUCUCGCUGAAGUACCUCCAGGAUCUGCACGAGAAGCAUGAGAGCUGGCUCUUACCGUUUGAGAGUGGGAACCAUGGGGUACUCUCUGUUAGUAAACCGUCUUUACAGAUGGAUAACAACUCUCUGCAUCCGGAUAUAAAAGACCGUGUGUUUUACUUGGAAGGAAACCAUAUGCAUUCUAGCAUCCAGAGGGUCCCUGCUUUGGUUUUGGACUGUGAACCAAAUAUUGACUUCAGCAGAGAUAUUGAAGCAAAGAGACAGUAUGCACGCCAGGUUGCUGAGUUCUUUGAGUUUGUGAAGAAGAAGCAAGAGACAUCACAAGAGAAGGGCAACAGUCAGUCGCCGUUGCUGAUGCCUCCACAAAAAGGAGGUCUCUGGAUGGGACCAGAAGGGAAGCAUGUCCCGGGAUUAGAACUCGAGUCUCUUGAUUUCAGAAAGGCCAUGUCGCUCUUAACCAGACCGUCUGCAUAGAUAGACUGUCCACAGACGCUGUUUUUUUCUUUGCUCUUAAGGAGAAUCGUCCGAAUGUCAAUAGGUAUGUAUGGUCGGGUUUUGUUUCCCUCUUAGAUGUAGAAACAAUGGUUGGUUUGUUUGGUUAGUUAUAACCCUUUUGUGUAGAGAAGCUUGAUGUCUGGAUACUUAUAUUAGAUGUUGUUUCUUGAAAUUUUUGAUGGUCUGAAACUUCAGUUUU